Bombus pyrosoma is the source of this 4920-nucleotide messenger RNA. RefSeq lists its product as uncharacterized. The record is from RefSeq and is a predicted model, not a curated record. NCBI's taxonomy places the organism in Eukaryota, Metazoa, Arthropoda, Insecta, Hymenoptera, Apidae. The transcript is spliced from 2 exons. Bases 3416 to 3865 code for a protein of 149 amino acids.
UGGAUGCUUUCGAACGCCUACAUAGGUAAAUACUACUCCGUUUAACUCUAGACGACACGAUAAGUUUCCGUAUAACGUUCGAUGAUCGUGAUCUAUUCACGGCAGCGGGAUUAUCGUAAUUCGGAAAAAUAAAUGUCUUCGCUGUCGCGACGAGCUAACAUCAAAUCGUUCCCAGAGCGUAUUCCGUUCGCAGAAAAAUCCUUCAGAACACGUUGCGACGGAGGUUCAGAUACGGUUCGGAGGACAUUCGCGUGGGAAUACUGGUUCGGGUGCUUUGGUGGCCAUACUGAACGUUGCGCGCUGAUAACGUCCAGCAUGCUCGGUCCACGACAUUGAACGAGAGAAACGAAGAGGUUAAACGCACAUUCGCGAACCCUUUCUGAAAAUAACGCGUGUAAAUCGUUGUAGCUGGCUUGCACUUGUAACUAAUUGUACGAUUUACGGAUUACAUUCCCUUUAAUAAAAGCGACAACUCAUUCUGACAUAACACUGAUUUCAAGAAAUACCACCAUUUUAUUCUCGAAUAUUGCUUACUUUUUAUACGAUUUCUUCGAAACGAAGAGAAAUACAUCCCUAAGAGUUUAUGAAAUCUUCCGUUUCCUACUACUAUUCAAAUUUUUCUUAAAAAAGAAUUAAUUCGAACGAAAUAGAAAGAUAACAACUAUACGACGUAUAUACAUAGUGUACAAAGUUGGAGUAUUGUACUCGUAUCUCGAGAAAACGUUUCACUUUUCAUCGUACAGGCCUUAAGUUCAUCGAGAGCGAAGACUUCUAAUGCGUUCUAGGAACUUUCUCCGUUAGCGAAGAGAACCGGCUUGGAAGAGAGAAAAAAGAUGAGGAAAUGUACGAAGAAGUCGCGUGUAAUAAAAUUAAUGUCGAUUAGCGAAGGCGCCGUCGCGUGAUACCGCUCGCAAGCUUCUUUGAGGUGAUAAAUUUUCAAUGAAUUACCGCAUCGACGGCUCGCGUGUCCGCGACUCUCUUAGAAGUACAUACUUCCGAAACCUUAACGGUGAUCUCGCAUGUUUUCCACAUCUAACCGCGCCACAGGCGAACGUAGCGUCGAGUUAUGGUUGCCAUUCGUUAUUACCCUUGCCCGCUUGACUAUCUAUUGCUCACGACCGAUAUUUUCACGACCAUAGGUGAAAGACGUUCCGCGAAACCAAACUUUCUCUGGGUCACUAAUAUGUCACAAGGUUUACAGAUAAAAGAGCAUCGAGAUUCUAACGUGGACAAACAUGUCGCAACAUUUGUCCUGAACAAUUUUUACGAACGUGUACGUACUAUGCGCGCUAUAGAGAACUUUUUGAAAUCUCAUUAGUACUGUAACGAGAACGUGACUAUUAUGUUUUUAAUGGUAAAAUUUGAAACCAAUUGGAGAACGUACAUGACAGUUACAAGAUAUUUACUGUAAAAUCAGCAAUUAUCAAACACGUACACAUUGUAUCACUGAUACGACAUAAAUACAUGUAGCUACGUUCGAGAUGUACAACGGACGAGAUCACCAAAACCGGUUGAUACAUCGAUAUCACGGAAUCGGAAGAAAAAUACGAAUAACAUAUCGCGUACACUAUCCGCGGCAAAAUCUAUACGUUCAGCGAGCUAGUAUCAAUUAAUCUCGCAUCCUCGAUCGAUCUUUAAUUGAACCAUAAAUAUUCAGCUUUACUUUCGCCUGAUGAUACUCGCAAACAGCGCGCAUAAUCAUAGAUACACGGGGCGCAUUUUCAACGUUGAAACCGUACGUUAUCAUCGCAUGCCGUCGCCGGUAAACCAUCGUCGCGCGUUGUCCCGAUCGUGACAACACGCUUUGCACGCUCGUUUCGACGUUGCCGCCAGUGAUAAACAUCGAUUCUUUAUUGUACGAUCUCGUGGACUUUACUCCACCGAUUCCUCUUCUACUUUCUCGACAAUAGCGCCUGAGACUAACGUUGGUUUGUUUAAGGUUUCGAUGAGUUGUCGGUAGAUUAUGAACGUUUAUGCAAUCAGAGAAAAUUUAAAUGUACAAAAAUAUACAGAACGAUCGUAUACAUGACAGUACGCGAACAUGUUAAAAAUAUUCGAAGCAAAGUACUCGUUAUAAUAUUUGAAAGGCGAAACAAAUCUUUGUUUAAAAGAGAAUGAAUAUUUUAAGAUUGUUUGGAGGAUUAAAGGAAUUGCCAAGAUAAAUAAUGCUGUAAGAUACAAGGAAACUUUUUUUUCGUAAUUUUACAAGUUCCUUAUAAUUUGUAUAUUCCUGGACAAGAAGCUGUGUCCAAAUAAAAUAGUAAAGUAUUUUUAAAUUUCUUUAGGACAAGAAUCGGUAAUUAAACGGAUCAAAGUAAACAGUUGAUAGUAAAAAGGAACGAAAGAGGUCAAUUUUACGAGCAAUCAGUAGUUGGCUGCAAAGCACACAAAACAUGAAGAGAGACCUCCUCGAGAUGUUCGCAUGGAAGAACAAAGAAAUAGCCGGACGAAGUGAAGUGGCACUCGUGCUCGACCAGCACAAUUCGCUGGUUCGAAAGUUUUCCAAACAGCAUGGCCGGUCAUUGGCUACUCGUUUUGAGUCGCGGUAACUGAUCAAAUACAGCCUCGGCUAUCGCGACAUCUAAUUUUUCAUCGCCGCUUGAAAACGUCACUCACGUUGCCUAAUCCCCUCGACACGAAGUCGAUUAAUCACGAGGAAAUCUGUUCUUGAAAGCUCUCUAUAAGACUAAAAGAUUUGUUAUUAUCGCGGCUUAAUGAAUAACGCCGGCGAUAGUUGAUUUACUGCAUGUAAGAUUCGGUUUGCUGAAUUAUCGUUCUUAAAGCGAAUUAAAAAGAAGGUCGUUAAUCAAAGUUAUCCUUUAAUUCGAGUAAAUUUGUAAACUAUCGGUACAUGGAUCUAUUCAGAUUAGAUAGAUAAAUAACGAGCUCGACACGUUCCGACGAUGUUGCUUUAAUAGCGAACGCUUUAUCCGGCUGAUUUAUAAAACGUUGGGUCGCGCGGCGAUGCAAUUUUAUCGGCGAGUUAUUUCACGCAAACGGUCGAUUUCUCGGAAAUCCAGGCCGUGCCUUAAUACUUGGGUGGUUAAUCGUGCGCGAUGCAAUAAUUCUGGCCGUUACGUUCGUGUCAUCCCAUCUCCCUCGCGACGGAAUACGCGUGCAACGUGGGGUGCGCGCGUAAAACGGAAAAAUAAAGCAACGCGGAACGGACGUCGCGACGUGUCCGGCAUGCAAAUGCGAUGUAAUUCCACAGCGUCAAUUAACAUCGCGCGAGAAAUGAAUCGCAACGUACGGAUACCACGAGAAAACGUGCUCGGCUCGAAGGAGCUCGCUUGGCAAACGACGAGUAAUGUUACGACUACCCGUCCGACGAUUUGCGGUUUUAGACGCAACGGUUCGCGCGUACAUAGUUGGAUCUACGCGCGGCUUCUUGAAUUAAGUUCUGAUUGCUUGCUUUAUGAAUAAACAGAUGUUAUUUCUCUGGUCGAGGGAGCCAGCCCCGGGACCAAGAGCCGGCCCCUGGUUCGCAUGGUUCGCCACAGCUCUACUUCUCUGGCGUUGUCGACGAAGCGUCGCCAAGACGAUCCUAGCCGUAUCGCCGUUGAGAUUGCUGAAGAAACGCAACCUUCUACCAUUGACCAGUUCGAAAGGCUCGUCCACGGCGACACUGACGAAACAACGACAGAGACCAGAAAAUUCGAUAUUGCAACGGAAGCAGCACAGGCACACGGGUAUCAGAACGAAAGUGAAACGGCUAUGUACCGGUGACGGGCCGCACGUGACCAGUUCCACAUUUACAAUCCAGAGCCAGCAAAUUCAUUAUAAAGUGACCAGAAGCGGCAAAAUAUACGGGAAAUAUCCAAACAAGGUCGCCACGCCGGUGACCAACAGCCAGAGAAGCCAUUGAAACGCGACCAUUCCAUUUUCUCCGAUUGUUUAACACCGACGACUCUCGCUUUUGUCCGACCGUGCCCGUUCUCGCAUUAAUCGCGGUUGCUCCUCGCCUACCGAUGUUUCAACUCGAAAAACCACGUGUGCAUGUACGAUACGUAAUCCUGGGUUUGUUUGCCAUAAAGUCAUUUUGUCAAAUGGACACCGUGUAUUUCUUCUUUAACAUCUCGAGGGCUAACGAUUGUUAAAGGUUUCAUGGAAUUGGUUCGACGUUGAAAAGAAAUUUGCGAAGAUCAUUCGUUUCGAGCGAUUCGAAUCAACGAGGUAAAUUAAAUUGGUGGAACGUUGAGUUGGAAAAAGAUUUGAAAAUAUUCUGGUGGAAGGCAGCCGUAGAAAGUUGCUUUGGUCUGGUGUAGGCUGAGUCGCGGAUUUUUGUGGAAAUUAAAACGAGACUGGUUUUUGAUUCAACUAGUAUGUCGGCUUCUUCUGCCAACGAGGUUUUAAGUCGUAAUUUUUAAUGGGCCGAGAAGUUUCGCGUCGAGUUUGACAGGAAGACAAAGGCGCACUCCAUUUCUUGCGAAAGAACAAAUGCGAAGUAGGUCAGAAACAAGUUAAUCAAGUUUGCGGGAAGGUAAGCUUCUACUAAGGUAUAUCUCAAAUUGCGUUUUACAUAUCAGUGCGGAAUUUUGUCUAGACACGCAUUGAUCUAAAAAUCAUCCGAAUCGCGGUUAAUGUCAUAAAAUCUUCGUUGUUAAUUUUAAAAUAAUUAUCUUGCAUCUAUACGCACAUAAGAUAUACACUUUUAUUACCCGAAGAAAAAUCCUUCGAUAGCUAUUCUCAAAACAGAAAAUUUAUAUAAAUUGAAAUUCGCAUAAAUCUUUUGUUUAUAGCUAAAGAAAAGCAACUGUCCGUUUUCAAGAACUUUGCCAAUUAAUAUUCCAAUAGAUAUCUAUCUGCAUGUAUCAGUAUACAAUAAUAAUUAUAUAAAAAGAGAACUAAUAGGGAAGACAAUCAACAAUUUUAUUUCUAUUUCCGUUUUUUCUAUAGCAAUUUUUCGUGUAGAAUCCAAAA